Messenger RNA from Amphibalanus amphitrite, 1921 nucleotides. Its product is annotated as acetylcholine receptor subunit alpha-type acr-16-like. Gene Ontology annotation, biological process: regulation of membrane potential; chemical synaptic transmission; nervous system process. The record is from RefSeq and is a predicted model, not a curated record. Gene Ontology annotation, cellular component: neuron projection; membrane; synapse. The transcript has a single exon. Gene Ontology annotation, molecular function: neurotransmitter receptor activity; extracellular ligand-gated monoatomic ion channel activity; transmembrane signaling receptor activity. NCBI's taxonomy places the organism in Eukaryota, Metazoa, Arthropoda, Thecostraca, Balanomorpha, Balanidae. The coding region runs from base 978 to 1682 and encodes 234 amino acids.
UCAACGUAGGCCCUAAAGUAGUAAGCAUUUUCGCGUCGCCCUCCAUUCACGGUAUUAUGACGUCAAGGCUGCGCAAGCCAAUCGUAUUUGCCGUCGAUCACAUAAGAACCCAUAAAUGAGCGCCUCAGAACGUGCACCCCGCCCCCAAAACUAAGCCGCUCGGCGUCGGUCCAUGCAAGCAUUGCAAGACGUUUGUCAUGAUCUGUCGUGUGUGGCUCUCAUCGGAGUAUGCUUCCGUGGGGCGUGGUAACCUCUAGCAAGACUGGGACUGGGUCACUGGGUGACCUCGAUGUCAGUCAGUGACGGGUGAUCAGUCGGACAGCAACCGUGUAGCUCCUGAUUCAAGCAUGCCAUCAUAUUUUGCGGCUUUGACAUUUCCUUGCCCUCGACAGGCAUUUGGCCCUCGCUCGCUCCGAAGACCGAACCUCAUCCACUCAUUCAGUCCCAGGACCCAGGUAGUGCGCAGACCGUCGGCCGGCUCGCUCAUACCAAUAGCCCAGCCCGCAUCGUCCACCACCGGUGGCCCGUUUGUACCGGGACGAUUCCGAGAUCCCAACCACAUCCACAGGCUAAUCUCGAUUACAAGAUUACCAAUACCUACCCAAAUCGAUAGAUGGCUGGUCUGUGGUAAGCAAGCCCUCAAACUGACUGACUUACGUCUAUGGCUUUGUGGGCUAGUGUGCGAGUUAGAAAAACGAAAGGACUACGCUUAUAAUGGGGCAUUAUGUAGUUGAUGUAGACAAUUUAUGAUGAAACACGACUACCGGCAGACAGACUGUCGCUAGCAUCUGGCGUCUGGCGGAUAUGGCUUGUCGGUUCGAUCACGCCCAUCGGGGUUAAUUGAGCUUGUUACGACCAGUUGACACAAUGAAGCACGGUCUGUCUGAAUAUUUUGGCGCCCACAUAAGGAGGUAGCUGUUGUCGGCAGCGGUGUCAGUUUCUGUGUGAGUCGCAGAGCGCUCACACCAGUCCCAGACAUGCUGCGCGCGGCACUCUGCUGUCUGGCUCUGGCCGGUCUGGCUGCCGGUGACAACGAGGAACUGAAGCUGGCCCCGCUGGCCGGGCCGCAGCGGCACCUGAUGGUUCGCCCCGUGGAUCGGCACGACGACCAGCUGAGCGUCACCCUCGGCUUCAUGCCUGUCGAUAUCGACGUCGACGAGAAGGAGCUGAAGACCACGGUCGGCGGCUGGCUCUUCCUCUCCUGGCAGAACAGCCGUCUGGCGUGGAGCGGGGGCCCGGUGGAGCGCACACGCAUCAUGCCAGGCGAUAUGUGGACGCCCGACAUCUACCCGUACAACAUGGUUCCGACGGUGAGCGAGUGGCUGCUGCCGACGCCGGCGCUUGUCUCGCGCAGCGGAGAGGUCAUCUACGUGCCGCCGGUGAGUGUUCAGGUCCGCUGUCGGCGCCAGCAGGCCUCCAACCCGGACCGUAUCGUCUGCCCGCUCAAACUCGGCUCGUGGACCUACAGCACCGAUCAGGUGGACCUGAAGCGACAGAGCAACUCUGUCGACCUGAGCGGCUACGAGCCGGCCGGCAGGUGGGUCAUCGAAUCCUCGUCCAUCGCCCGCAUCGACAAGCAGUACCCCUGCUGCCCCGAGUCCUACGUCACACUCGAGAUUGAGCUGGUCCUGGUGCGCAACGUUCAGGGAGGCGCGGAUUCGUGCAGCGCCGGCAGAGGCUAGUACCUUGCGCCGGCAGAGGUUAGUGCUCAACUGUGGCGCUGAAGGUUCAAGGUGGCAGAAAUACGGAGUCUGCGUAGACAUAUCUGCAUGACAAAAAGCUGGAUGUCAAAGUGAGCGAGUGCUGUUUUCCAGACCUCAUGUCAUGUACAACAAUAAUUCACGUUGACAAUUUGAACUGUUACUGACGCACAAAUACUAUUUUGACAGCUGAAAGUCAAUAAAUACCAUACAGGAUGCGA